This is a messenger RNA of Eimeria mitis, 1722 nucleotides long. Its product is annotated as RNA helicase, putative. NCBI's taxonomy places the organism in Eukaryota, Apicomplexa, Conoidasida, Eucoccidiorida, Eimeriidae. The record is from RefSeq and is a predicted model, not a curated record. The coding region runs from base 1 to 1722 and encodes 573 amino acids. The transcript is spliced from 8 exons. Gene Ontology annotation, molecular function: ATP binding; nucleic acid binding.
AUGUCUCUUUUGACGGCAUACAGCACAGCCGACGGGCUUAACGUUGUUCUGGAGAGACAAGAAACGUUCAGCGGGAUUCAAGAGCCAGAUUCUCAAGUGCCCGUAGACAAUAAAAACGCCACAAUCUAUGGUUUGAAAACUGCCAGGAGCUUGGUUCAUCCAUGGAAAGUUGUCAUAAGCGAUUCUGCAAGUCCGGGGGAGCUGAUUGUCACCAGCCAAGCACCAUCAGAGAAUCUUCUGGACGAGUGGUUCAAGAAAUGCUCGGAGACCGUGACACGGAACAAGACCGACUGUGCAAAAGUAAAGCAGGCGGUGUUGCUGUUGAAGAAGAAGAUUUCGUUCAUGGUAACCAAGGCAAAAUGCUAUUGGAGUAGUAGCAGUUCCCAAGGAAGGAUGUGUACGGUUCCGGAAUUGAUGGGAGGUGUUGGAGGAUCGAAUGUACCGCAGAAUGCUCUUGACAGAUCAGUUACCGACGUCGUUGACGUAGUGAGGGAGUUGAAGGCGAAGGUCAAAGGCAGCCGUGAUGCAGCGUGCAACGUUGCAGAGAAGAAGAUCGACUAUAUUAACGACGAAGUGCUGAAGCUCAAAAACGGCAGCAACUGUAAAUUUGCGCGGGAUAGGUUUAUCCGACUAACGAGUCAUCUGUGUUACGGUGCAAUCGACGGCCUGGGCACUGGCUCCUUUUUGUAUUUCAUAUUGGCCAUAGCAAUGUUCUUCUUCUCGCUUUUGUUGCUGAUCCUUAUCAUUAAAGACCGCGAUAACGAUCGCUAUCGAGAACCAGAAUAUACAGCAGCAGCAGGAGGUGCAGCUGAACCGGUUCAAGGGGCGCCCGAAGCUGUUGUUCCUCCGCCACAGGAGGUACAGGAUCCAGAAAGCAGCAAAGCUAUCGUAGCCCCCGAAGGGGCUGGGAAGACGUUGGCGUACCUUCUUCCUGUUCUACAGCGGUUUGUGGCUGAAGACAGGCGACGCCCGCUGGAUAUGUCAGAGGGGUCACUAGCGUCUCCUUUCGCGCUGAUAUUAGUUCCUUCUCGGGAGUUGGCUAGGCAAGUGGCCAACGUUGCAAUGGCCCUGCUGCCGUCCGCGCCAGUGGUGCUGCUAGACCCUGCGUCUCCCGUACGGCAGCACCAACAGAUGCUCAGCCAUUUGUCUGUCAGGAUUGUCGUUUCUACACCUGAUAGGAUCCGCUCACUGAUGCGGGAAAGGCGUCCACAAGCUUCUGCAACCGGCAGGGCAGAAUACGCUGAGCCAGUUUACCUCAGCUUGAAAAACCUUCAAAUAUUAGUUGUCGACGAGGCAGACUGCAUGAUGCGUCGGGACUACUACUCUAAGGUGCAGUUCAUAUAUAGGACUGCCAUGGACUGCAAGGCCAGCGCGGAGAAGUCUGGAGAAAGGUUCCGAGAUUGCAGGAGCUCUCUCCAGUUACUUUGCUUCAGCGCCGUGUUGCCUACAAACUUGCUCGCUACCUUCGAGGCAGACUUUCCGCAGGCCGAAGUUCUAAACCUGCUAGACGCUGCUAAGUAUGGGACGGAGGGAGGGCUGAGUGGGAAGCACCAGGGGUUCGCAGAGGCGCCCUCGAACGAAAACGGCUCCCCAGGUGCGUAUCCAUGGAGGAGUUGCAUGUUUGCUCGGCGUGCACUCGUGCAGCUCGACUGUAAAAUUGUGACCGUGUGCUCCUUGUUCUUCCCAUAUGGACAGGCAGUGCAGUCGUGGGAGCUGGCGUAA